AUGGAAGAUGAUUAUCGCACUCGAUUGUCAACGGUUGUAAGUGUUGCUCGAAUACUUUUAGAGGAAGGUUUGUCUUUUAGAGGACAUGAUGAAUCUGCAGAGUUACUCCACCGAGGUAAUUUUCUAGAACAUAUUAGUUGGGUAUGCAAGCGAGAAGAAAAUGUAAAUAAAGUGAUGGGAAAAAAUGCUCCAGGAAAUAAUCAAUUAACUUCUCCUACGAUUCAAAGGGAUAUUAUUGAAUGUUGUGCAAUGGAAACGAGAAAGAUCAUAUUGAAUGAGCUAGGGGAGAAGAAGUUUGCUCUUUUGGUUGAUGAAGCCCGAGAUUGUUCAGUAAAGGAGCAAAUGUCUUUGGUGUUGAGAUUUGUUAAUGACAAAGGAAUGGUUUUGGAACGUUUUCUUGGAUUGGUUCAUGUGAAUGAGAUUUCUGCAAGAGUUCUAAAAAAUGCUAUUGAUACUUUUUUUGCCAAGCAUGAUUUAUCACUUGCAAAACUCAGAGGGCAAGGUUACGAUGGAGCUGCAAACAUGAGCGGUGAAUUUAAUGGGUUAAAAACACUCAUUCUAAAAGAAAACAAAAAUGCACAUUAUAUUCAUUGUUUUGCCCAUCAACUUCAGUUAGUUGUUGUGACUGCUUCACAUGAAUCAGAGAGUGUAGGUGAUUUCUUUGAAACAUUGUCAAUGAUAGUGAAUACAAUUGGAGCUUCGUGCAAAAGAAAGGAUUCUCUUCGAGAAAUACACAAUGAGGAAGUGUUGAAUCAAGUGGAGAUGGGUGAGAUUUCAACUGGAAGAGGUCAGAAUCAAGAAAUAAGUUUAGCUUGA
This is a messenger RNA of Manihot esculenta (cassava), 816 nucleotides long. Its product is annotated as zinc finger MYM-type protein 1-like. Lineage: Eukaryota; Viridiplantae; Streptophyta; Magnoliopsida; Malpighiales; Euphorbiaceae. The record is from RefSeq and is a predicted model, not a curated record. The transcript has a single exon. Bases 1 to 816 code for a protein of 271 amino acids.